Molecule: messenger RNA, 590 nt
Organism: Lingula anatina
Lineage: Eukaryota; Metazoa; Brachiopoda; Lingulata; Lingulida; Lingulidae
Product: spore coat protein SP96-like
Source: RefSeq, a predicted model, not a curated record
GCAGCAACCGCCUCAGAUUCGUCAUCGGCCUCUGCUGGGUCUGCCACAUCCUCGGCCGCUGCUUCAUCCUCCGCCUCUUCCGCAUCCUCGGCCGCUGCUUCAUCCUCCGCCGCUGCUUCAUCAUCGGCCGCUGCUGCAUCAUCGUCAACAAACGCAGCAGGAUCUUCCGCGGCUGCCUCUUCCGCAUUAGCUUCCUCUGCCGCCUCUAACGCCGCCGCUUCAUCCGCCGUAGCCGCCUCCUCCUCCUCCGCCGCCGUAGCCGCCUCCUCCGCGGGUGCGUCGUCGUCAGCAGCAGCAGCAGCAUCAUCAGCUGGUGGCGGGGCAGCGUCAUCAAGUGAUUCAGCAGCCACGGUUUCAGUGGGUGGUUCCAACACAGCUUCUUCUGCGGGCAGCUCAGCUUCCAGUUCGGCCGCCUCAGGUGACAGCACCACUGCUGCUUCAAACGAAACCACCACCGCAGGAGAAUUUGGCCACAAUACAGGCAGUGACACCGUCGGCACCAGUCUUUUCUGCUUCUUUGCGGCCCUGAUCAUCUCUCUACUUCGGGCCUAAGCACCAAAUGGAAAACCGCUACCCUAUCACCAUGUGCC